AAAAACAAUCAAUAAACAACACUUUCCGUUUUCUGUUCGCUAUUACAGAUUCGUAAGAAUGCGCGUUGGCAAUAGCUGUAACGCUGAAGCCGGCCUCUCUGACCUCGCCGCCGGAGAACACCCGGACUGCGAUGGCGGCGGCGGAAGCACCGAGGGCAUCAGCCUCUUCCGCGGAGGACAGGCUCCUGCAGUCCCUCGCGGACCGGGGGUGGCGCUUCCGCGACCCCACCGACGAGGCCAUCCAGGCCCUGCUCCUCGCCUCCCCCACGCCGUCGCCGGAGGCCGUGGAGUCGGAGCUCGCUGACAUGGACUUGAGGACGUUCGGCGGCAAGUCCCUACCGGACCGUGCCACCACUGCCGCCACGGCGAAGCGGCUCUCGUACGUCCACGGCCCCAUCGUUCUCCAGGUAGUCUCUGUAAGAGAUAUAUAUCGCAGCAGCAUUGAUGCCUCCUUCAAGAACCCACAGCAGCGUCGUCUUCUGCGCUUUGGUCUCACUGAUGGGAUAUGUGAAGCUGUUGCCAUAGAGUUUUCUCCUAUUCCAUUCAUCACUGAAGAGAUAGCUCCAGGUACCAAGAUUUGCCUUGAAAAUAAGAUUCCAAUCAAUAAUGGCAUAUUGUGCUUAAGCAUGAAAAAUGUGAGUGUCAUUGGGGGUACUGUCCAAUCACUGUAUGAAGAGUGGCAGAUGAACCAGAAAUAUUCUGGCUUAUCUCGUCCAUCCUUGAGGUUGUCUCAAAGUGAUGAUGGAGCUGGACCUCCACCAUUUGAGAAGUUAGAUAUUGAAGCACCUCCCUGCAGGACAACCAAAGUUCAAGCAUAUCCUGCUAGGAAGUUGGCAGUUGCUCAUGACCAUGCGCCAGUUAAUUCUGGUGGCAAACCAAUGAAUGAGGUUUCGAAUGACGUGAACAAAGACACCACAAAAAGCAAGCUUGAAUCUAAGCAAAUUACUCAAGAUACCAGACCAAAAGAAGUCAGCGAAACUGUUCCUGUUCAAAACCAAGCUGCUGCACAGAAGCUACUGCAGAAAAUGUCACAGGCUGUGCCUGAAGACAGGCGUGGUCGGGGUCAUAGAUUCAAGGGCAAAGGUAGGGAAGAAGAUGCUCAGGUUUUUACACUUGAUGAAUGGGAGAAGAGGAAGGCCAUUGGUUCAAAGUCCACUGCAGAAAGUUAUAUGCAAGACACUAGCCGAGAUGAGGAGUUGGCAAGGCAACUGCAGGAAGAACUUGACCUAGAAGAUAUGCAUGGUGGGGCAGAUGUUUUCCAUGGUGGGGCAGAGAGUUCGGAUGCUGAACGUUUACGGAUGAGCAUGUUCAGCUUCAAUGGCCCUGAUGAAGCAGGUGGUGGUAGAAGAGACUUUGGAGGACGGGGGCGGGGCAGGGGAAGGGGCCGAGGCCGAGGUAGGGCCAGGGGAAGAUUUUAGUCCAAUAACAGAAUUCUAGGUUUGUAGGUUUGUUGUGUGUAGGGGUAACAGUGGUAUGAUGAUGUUUUCAAAUCAUGUUCUCAUCAUCUCUUGCUUGAUGGGUCAUCAACAAUCUACGCUUCCCUGGAAAAUUUUGUUUUAUUCUUAGGUGCCGGGAACGGAUACAUGGUUUGGAGAACGAAUUCAAGUCCAAAUUUUCCAUGAUACUUGAUCUUCUGUUUAUUUGAUGGCUACUAGUA
This is a messenger RNA of Panicum virgatum (switchgrass), 1657 nucleotides long. RefSeq names its product tudor domain-containing protein 3-like. The record is from RefSeq and is a predicted model, not a curated record. Gene Ontology annotation, cellular component: nucleus. The transcript has 6 exons. The coding region runs from base 132 to 1418 and encodes 428 amino acids. NCBI's taxonomy places the organism in Eukaryota, Viridiplantae, Streptophyta, Magnoliopsida, Poales, Poaceae.